Oncorhynchus gorbuscha (pink salmon) is the source of this 312-nucleotide messenger RNA. Its product is annotated as fibrillin-2-like. The transcript is spliced from 4 exons. Gene Ontology annotation, cellular component: cell surface; extracellular region. NCBI's taxonomy places the organism in Eukaryota, Metazoa, Chordata, Actinopteri, Salmoniformes, Salmonidae. The annotation marks the transcript as partial. The record is from RefSeq and is a predicted model, not a curated record. Gene Ontology annotation, molecular function: signaling receptor binding. Gene Ontology annotation, biological process: anatomical structure development.
ACCAGUGUAUCGUGCCCAUUUGCCGGAACAGCUGUGGAGAUGGAGAUGGAUUUUGCUCACGGCCCAACAUGUGCACAUGUCCCAGUGGCCAAAUUGCACCAACCUGUGGCACAAAGUCCACCCAGCAGUGUAACAUCAGGUGUAUGAACGGUGGCCUCUGUGCCGAGGACCACUGUCAGUGUCAGCAGGGCUUCUCAGGCUCCUACUGUGGACAACCCGUCUGUGAUAGUAAGUGCCAAAACGGCGGGCGCUGCAUUGGACCCAACCGGUGCGCCUGUGUCUACGGGUUCACUGGGCCCCAGUGUGAGAGAG